GUUCUGAGACUGUGAGGAUCAAGGAAACCCCUUGCCAGGCGACUGGCUUUCAAUCUCAUUUAUAUCCGAUUGCUUGAGAAUUAAAACAGAACACAAUGUUUCUGUUACUUUGGUCCUUGUUCGGCAUGGCCCUUGGAGUUUCAACAUCUUGGAAACCCAUUAUUCCAGCUCAACAUAGUACAAGUAUACUUCAUCAAGAAGCUGCAGCGUAUGGUGAACCAAGCCAUUCGAUCUACAAUAUUGAUGACAUUCCAUUGUCACAAUUCUUAACUCACCAGGAUCAAGACACCUGUGCACUUUACAAGACUAUUUUCAAUCAAAAGCUCUACUUUGAAUACAUUCAUUAUAAAUUUAAUAUGCCAGAGCUCAAGGAAUUUACACUGUGUACUUGGACCAAAUUUACCAACCAUACAAAUGACCAUCCACUGUUUUCUUACGCAGUUGAUGAUCAGCCUCGUGCAAUUCUUGCCUGGAUUGCAAACUCUCCACGAAGUUCAUAUUACAUGAUGAAUAUAGACGGGCAUAAUCUUUAUCGCUUGAACUACCCUCUAAGACUGAAUAAGUGGUAUCACUCAUGUCAAAGUUGGAACGGUCGUUCAGGAGAGUGGCAAAUUUGGGUCAAUGGUGAACGUGUAGGUCGGGGAUUUAAUAAUCGGUUGGUUGGCCAUGUAAUCCCAGGAGGUGGUAUAGCAAUUUCUGGUCAAGAACAAACACAGCUAGGUGGAGGAUUUCUUGAAGGAGAAGGAGCCCCUCCAGGAUCAGGGGGAAUGCUCGGAGAAUUAACUAUGGUACAACUUUACAACGUAGCAUUGACCGCAGGAAAAGCUCACAGAGACCACAAGCAUCAUCAUGCUCAUCAUUAUGAACAUGAUACCAGUAACAAUUCACCCAGAACUACUACACAAGCACCAGUAACUGGUCCACCACUUCCAGCACACCCAUUCCUAACUGGAGGACAAAUUAAUCACCAAGUUAAACUUAAUCCAGGAGCAAAUUUACAAAUCGUGAAAAAUGGAGUUAUUCUACGACACCCAAGUCUACCACCGCCAUCAGUACCAAUGAUUCUUCCUCCAGUAAAUCCAAGCACACCAUUGCCAAUUCCUCCGCCAAGCACCAGUUUUAAAUCAAGCUAUGGAACAACACAAUUCUUUCCAAAACGAUUCCCUUCAGUAUUUACUUUCUCCACGCCAAAAAAUCCAAUAGACGACUAUAGUUUUUCAACCCCUAAGGCUCCUAUUGAUCACUACAACAGUUUUGUGGACAGUCAAUAUCACAACCUUUUCAAACGAGACAAAAUUUCGUCGAAACGUAGUUCUGAUGAAGGCUCAGAUGAUGUUUUAAAAAUUGAACAAUUUGAAUCGAAGAAAGAAAUAUCAAAGAGAGAGGUAGGAGAUGGAAAAGUAAGUUUUAUUGAACGAGAAGAAUCAGCUGAGGAUAAAAAAGCGGUAGUGAAACGCGAUUCAGAAAAGAAAAAACGUGGAAUUCUACAGUUAUCUGAUGGUUCGGUGAUUGAUGAUGGUUUUUUGACUCCUCAAACUUUAAGCAAUGAUUAUUUCUCUGGCUUAGCAAGUUUUGGUAUUCAACAACCAGAACAUUCAACUAAAGAUGAAGAACGCGAGCCAGCGGAAGCUGAAGUAAAAAUGGUGAUGAACGUUUGCGAUGGUUGCACCCCAGAUCCAUUUGAAAAAGCUCUUGUAAUGGACUGGAGAAGUGUUCCUAAAAAACUCUACUCCGGCGCUCUUUGGGUGCCAGCUGUUCAAGCCUGUAAAGCUUUUUAAUUGAUCGUUUAUGUCUUCAGUUUUAGGUUUUUUGAUUAAACAUAAUGUUAGAUUGAAUAGUUAAGGAGAAUAAAAGUAGAUCAAGACUAUCGUAGGAUAAAAUAUGUUGAAGAAACUAAUGGCUUCCAAACUGUUUUCUUAAGACAAAUUUUUCCAUUUUCUUUAUUCGUUCGUGUUUUAUGGUGCUGGAAAUUCGAAAAGGAAUUCAAUAAGAUCUAAUGAAUCUUAUUAAGCACCAGCCAUUUAGCGCCUGUCGUUUUUCGACUUUUUUGUGUAAAUGUUUUAUUUAUAAUCCAUUUUAUAAUUGAGUCACAUUAUGCAAAAAUUAAUUGAUCUAAAAAGAAACUUCAUAUUUCCUUUCUCUAUAAAAAAUGUGAAAGCGUUUUUUUCUGUUAGUCUAAGAAAGUUUCAUUCAUUAAUGAUUUUUGCAUAAUGUAAUUUGAUUUAUUUUGAAUGUUAAAUGUUGCAUUUUUGUACAGAACUUUAAUUUUAAAACUUCAUAGCUUCUAGAAUAUGAUCUAAAGUA
Chelonus insularis is the source of this 2304-nucleotide messenger RNA. RefSeq names its product b6 (gene b6). The record is from RefSeq and is a predicted model, not a curated record. The transcript has 6 exons. NCBI's taxonomy places the organism in Eukaryota, Metazoa, Arthropoda, Insecta, Hymenoptera, Braconidae. Bases 96 to 1778 code for a protein of 560 amino acids.